AUGUUACAUGAUGCUGUGUCUCUUAACUCUACCUACCCACCCAAGGUUAUCUUAAACCGGCAUGGUACAUUUGAGGAGUACAUACCUCAAACCAGCUCUCCGACUGGCACAAGAUACGCAUUACUUGCGAGCCUGGACGUAAAUCAUUUGGAACAUCACUGUAGCUAUCCGUCGCCGUGUCCAAACGGUUGCAAGCGUGGUAAAUGCGUUGGAUCCAGCCCCAUGGGACCAAUCAUUUUUAACAAAAUACUCAAUCCUGUCUUCACAGACCCAAUAUGUACAACCUCCACGUUAUCCUUGCACCCACCUCUUCUUCUCAAAGCAAGGGAGAGGUUAUGGCCAAACCCCUGUACACAGAGCCCAUCUCUUUGUGCGGCGAGCGUUACAUGGUUUGCGCAACGUCAAUCAAUUGACGAAGCAAGAGAGCUCGACAUAUGGUUGGACAGAGUCCAAAUAUGCCUGCGGAAUGACAUUAGUCUGAGGACAUCGCCAAGCUUAGGGUUGAGAUCAAGCUGUUCCAGUGAGGGCCAGCUCGGCGAUGCCUUGAUGGUGACUCUUGAACACGAGAUUCUGUCAACUUGA
This is a messenger RNA of Fusarium verticillioides 7600, 582 nucleotides long. RefSeq lists its product as hypothetical. The coding region runs from base 1 to 582 and encodes 193 amino acids. The record is from RefSeq and is a predicted model, not a curated record. Lineage: Eukaryota; Fungi; Ascomycota; Sordariomycetes; Hypocreales; Nectriaceae. The transcript has a single exon.